AUGCCACACAACACUUGCUGGGAGUGGACCGCCGACUUCCUGGCGCUAUUACAAACUUAGGUUGGCAGUGGAUGCAAGCAUGGAAGGAAGCAGACUGUCUUGGAUUCUUGUUGGAUCCUUGAUUUUGGUUGCUGUCUCUCUUGCCAAUUCUGAGAGCGUUCCUAUAGGUAACGACGGGAGACAUAACAACGAUUUUGGAAAAUCUGUAAAUACUAGUAUCGGAGAAGAGGUUGCUCAAGUUCCACAAAAUGCUGAAAAUGCUAAUGAAGACGCACCGUCUGAUGGUUCCAACAAUGCUGCAGACACUGUAGACGAUCCAGAGGAGACGGAAGAUCUUAAUGAUGUCGAGGAAACAGAUUCAGAGGAGACGGAAGAUGUUAAUGAUGUCGAAGAAACAGAUCCAGAGGAAACGGAAGAUGUUAAUGAUGACGAAGAAACAGAGACAAACGACGUUCCUGAUGACGAAACUCAAGAAGAAACUGACGAAGAGGCCACCGAUGGGAGGAAGAGACGAGCAGCAGUUGAUGUACUUAGUGUAAGCUCGCAGGCAAAGUCAAUCGUUGGAAAGUCAUUCAACUUUAACAAUCUAACAAAAUUGACAAAGAACGUUCGGCUAACUUUUGCUGGAAAACCUGUAAAUUUAGCAGCUUUCAAGAUCAACAGCGUUGACAUACAAAAGCUUGACAGGUUUCUAAGGGAUGAAAGUCUGGCUGACAGACUGUACGUCGUGUCUAAACUUGCUGUAAUAGAACAGAAACUAGCUGGAAGAGAAAAGAAGAGACUGACAACGCUUGCGAUUGAAGAUCUUGAUGACCUUGAAGAUGACAUUGUCAUGGACCCCGAAGAUGUUGAUGAACUUGAGAAGGAAAUCGAAGAGGAUUCAUCACUACUUGAUCUCAAUGGGCCGACACUAACAAGUAACACCUUGUCUGGUGCAACAAUCAAAGAUAGAGUUAAACGGAAGGUCAAGGCCAAGUCAUCAUCAAAAUGGCCGACCACUGUGCGAUACAAAAUAACAUCGGAUUUUAACUCAGAUGCGACCAGUAAGCAGGCAAUAGUUGAUGCUAUACAACAUUGGGAAGAAGAAACGUGCCUGGACUUUGUCAAAGUUGGCUUCUACUUUGGACCCCAUCUGAAAUUCAAGAGACUGUCAGGGUGUUGGUCCAAAGUUGGAAAGAAACUUCUCGGUCAAACCAUCUCAAUCGGAAACGGUUGUGGGACGAAAGGGAUAGUAGCACACGAGAUAGGCCAUGCUUUAGGCUUUUGGCAUGAGCAGUCCCGCCCAGACCGAAACAUGUACGUCAACAUCCACUCUGCUAACAUCAAGUCCGGCAAGAGCCACAACUUUAUACGGAGGAGCUGGAAGGAAGCUCUUGCCCUCGGCGUCCCAUACGACUAUUCAUCUGUCAUGCAUUAUCGCACAAACAGUUUCUCCCAAAACGGACAAAAAACAAUCACCGCCAAAGAAUCGGACAUGGAUAGGACAUUAGGGUCUAGAUAUGGUCUCUCCUUCUUCGACGUGAAACUUGCCAAUUACAGAUACUGCAACCAAAAAUGCAGUGGUGGUCUGACAUGGUCUUCAUGCAGAAAUGACGGGUACAGAAAUCCCAAGAACUGUAAUAAAUGCAAGUGCCCGGAUGGAUGGUCUGGAACACUCUGUACUGUUGUGAAACCUUCUGUCAACGCAAACUGUGGGUCCAAGUACCUGACUGCUACAACAAGCUGGAAGACUCUCUCAUCACCCAACUACGCUACUUCCGGGUACCCUGCUAACUCCGAAUGUACAUGGCGAAUCAAGGCGUAUGGAAGUAACAAGAGAGUGAUGAUGCAGUUCACGGACACAUUCUCCUUUCAUUGCUCCACCUCCGCCUGCAGGAACUACAUUGAAGUGAGACAUCAGGAUCUUGCACGAACAGGUCCAAGGUACUGUUGUAACUCUAAACCAACCAAAUAUUUCCGUUCUCAUGGUAACGAGAUGCUGUUGCUGAUGAGAAUAAAUUCAGGUAGCGGAUUGAAAGGAUUUAAAUUGAGGUACAAGAUAGAGUCUUGUGGUGGGUGUAGUACUCCGACCAGUACCUUGGGCUCUGCUUGUCUGGACACACAACCGUAUCAGUGCAAAGGCGUGUAUUACGUCAGAUGUGGGUUUCUCUGGCUCAAGAAAUGCCCCAGAUAUCGUUCAAAUACAUGUUACAAACAAGUGAAGACGUGCUGUUCUGGAUUCAAACUUGUCGGCAGCUAUUGCUACAAGGAGUGGGCAGCGUGGUCAUCUUGGUCUGGCUGUUCCAAGACAUGUGGCGGUUGUGGAACAAGGACUAGAACCAGGACCUGCCUAAAACCUCCCUGCAAUGGACCGAGCAAGCAAAGUCAGGUAUGCAACAAACAGGCGUGCUCCAGCCCGAUUACUGUGUCCAAAGCGUGUACACAGAAGUACAGAUGCGGAGGCUGGUGGUUCAGGAAGAAGUAUUGUAUUAGGUACGUGAAGUGUUACACAUCCAGUAGAUGCUGCAGCGGUCUCAGAGAAGUCAAUGGCCAGUGUGUGUAGAACGGACUGCGGAAUAUGUAUUCUGCAAAUCCAUCUUGUGUAUUUUGUUAUGUUUUUGAUAUUUUUGUACUUUGUUUAUGCAGUUUUGUAUAAUUUAUUAUUUUGAAAUGAUUCGUUGUAUGUGUUCGAGAGUCUAUUUGUUAAUGAAUGUUAGGAAAAACAGGGCCGUGAUGUAUUGACAUUAUGUUUUAUCGUAGAUCCUUUUAAUAUCAUUGUCCUGACAAGUGUAUGUUUUUGUGUUAUUUGAGAAUAAAUAUAUUUGUAUUUU
Haliotis rufescens (red abalone) is the source of this 2810-nucleotide messenger RNA. Its product is annotated as zinc metalloproteinase dpy-31-like. The coding region runs from base 80 to 2542 and encodes 820 amino acids. The record is from RefSeq and is a predicted model, not a curated record. Lineage: Eukaryota; Metazoa; Mollusca; Gastropoda; Lepetellida; Haliotidae. Gene Ontology annotation, biological process: proteolysis; molting cycle, collagen and cuticulin-based cuticle. Gene Ontology annotation, molecular function: metalloendopeptidase activity; zinc ion binding. The transcript has 16 exons.